Molecule: messenger RNA, 375 nt
Organism: Rotaria socialis
Lineage: Eukaryota; Metazoa; Rotifera; Eurotatoria; Philodinida; Philodinidae
Source: the annotation of a GenBank genome assembly
AUGGAAUUCAAUGAAGAAGAUGGUCAUUGGCGUGUAACAGUAGAUAUACAUGACGGUGAAAUUCAUUUAUUUCAUCUUUUCAUUUCUUUUCGGUGCAAUGUGUCUGCACUAUAUACAGCAAUUGAUCAUGACUAUUGGUUUCUUCAUUCAUCAAAAGAUCAUGUUUGGAGUUGGGCACCAGAAUGGAAUAAUGAGAAAUACGAAAAAAAGUAUAAAAUUUGGCCUGCAAGAAAAUAUAUUACUGAAUCUAUUCUACCAAACAGCGCACUCAAAGAUGUUAUUGAUGCACGUCAACGAGGCUAUAGAAACAUUACAGAUCUUGUCAAUCAUCAAUCAAAUCAUGAUUAUGACCGAUUAUUAGUCGAUCUUGGUUAA